CCGUCUUCCUCAUUUUUAUCACGGUCGGCGGCGCGACAGUGGAGUAGUAUGCACGUGAGAGAUGCGUGUCAUUUGACACAUGAUUUAUAGCAGGGCUGUAUGCAUAUUUAAAGUUGAAUGCAACAACGUAUUCCCAGAAGCAGCAUUAUAUUGUUAGUGAUAUAAUAUGGAGGAAGACUUUCAUUUCGAUAGCAACGUAUCUGGUGAUGUGCACCGUACCACAGAACUGAGGAUUUUACUGCUGGGCAAUAAAGCAUCUGGCAAGAGUUCAUCUGGAAACACCAUUCUGGGCAAACAAGAGUUUAGUGUUAAAAGCGCUCAAUGUGUUAAACGAUGUGGAGAAGUAGAAGGAAGGAGGGUAACUGUGGUUGAAGCUCCAGGCUGGUGGAGAAAUUAUCUUAUCAAGGAUACACCAGCACUACAUACGGAAGAAAUUGUACUUAGUGCAUCUCUGUGUUCUCCUGGACCCCAUGCAGUGCUGAUAGUUGUGCGAUUGGACUCAGACUUCACUGAAAUAAAUAGAAAUGCUCUUGAGGAGCGCCUUCAACUUUUGGGUAUGGAAAUUUGGAAUCACUGUAUACUGCUGUUUACCCACGGGGACAGUCUGAAGGACACAAAAAUCGAGGAGCACAUUAAAAACGAAGGACGGCCUCUUGAAUGGAUCAUUGCAAGUUGUAAGAAAAGAUACCAUAUUUUUGACAAUGAGAAUAGAAGAGACAACAUACAGGUGAAAGAGUUGCUGCAGAAAAUUGAAGAGAUGGUGGCAAAAAACAGUGGUCGUCAUUUUGAGGUAGAAUAUGGGAUUUUAUAUGACAUGCAGUGGAGGAGAAAUGCAGAAGUUGACAGGGCAAAAGAAAGACUUAUGGCUGUGAAAAAACACUGGGAAGACAUUUCUUAUCUUACAGGUCAAAUACAAUCAGAAUUGAGAAUUGUUCUUGUAGGCCACAGAUAUUCAGGAAAGAGCGCAGCAGGAAAUACAAUCUUGGGCAGACAGGAGUUUGAUUUAGUCCGAAGUUUUCAGGGUGUGUUAAGGCACGGACAAGUGGCUGGGAGGCAGGUCACGGUUGUGGAGGCCCCAGGCUGGUGGAACAAUUAUCUCUCGAGGGAUUCACCUGAACUGUACAAACAAGAAUUUGUUUUAAGUGUGUCUCUAUGUCCACCAGGACCCCAUGUUUUUCUUGUGGUCAUAAGAGUAGAUGGCUCUUUUACCACAAGAAAUGGAAGAGCUUUUAAGGAACACCUUGAGCUUCUUACCGAAAAAGUCUGGAACCACACAAUGGUGUUGUUUACUUAUGGAGACUGGCUUGGAGACACCACAAUUGAGCAGCACAUUGAAAGUGAGGGGCAAGCUCUGAAGCGUCUUUUAGAUAACUGUGACAAUCGAUAUCAUCUUCUCAAUAGCAAUGACACGAGUAACGACUCUCAGGUCACAGAGUUGCUAGAAAAGAUUGAGAAGAUGGCGUCCAGAAAUGGUGGCCUUCAUUACGAGUUCGAUCAAGCGUUUCUAAAACAGAUAGAGGAGAAAAAGAGACAAACUCAAGAAUGCGCAAAGCAACGAAUGAUAAAAGCAAAAAUCGAGGCAGAAACUCAAGUUUUGAUGGGUGAUGCACGCUUUCUCCCGGAGCUGAGAAUUUUGCUGCUGGGGCUUCUAUAUUCUGGAAAGAGUUCAGCGGGAAAUACAAUAUUAGGCCAUGAGGAGUUUGUUGCAAUACCAAGUGUACAGUGUGUCACACAGAGAUCGGUAGGAAAGAGACACGUGACACUGGUUGAAGCUCCUGGAUGGUGGAUAGCGGCUACAUUAAAUAAAAAGGAGAUUGUGCACAGUGUGAAGUUAUGUUCUCCGGGUCCCCAUGCCUUGCUUCUGGUCAUACAAGCAGACACCUCAUUCACAGAAGAAAAAAAACGUGUUAUCGACCAGCACAUGGCAAAUCUGGGUGAAAGUGUGUGGAAUUACACCAUUGUGUUGUUCACGUGUGGAGACUGGUUGGGUGACAUUACCAUCGAGCAGCACAUUGAAAGUGAAGGCAUGGCCCUUCAGUGUCUGUUGGAGACAUGUAGGAACAGGUAUCAUGUUUUUAAAAACUUGAUAAAAGGUGAAGACACUCAGGUCAUGGAGUUGCUGGAGAAGAUAGAGGAGAUGGUAAACGAGAACGGCGGCCAUUUUCCCCACAUUCCAGACCACACCAGGGACUUUUCUAAAUCAUGUGUAUAUAGGAACACUUUGUGGAGACCUGAUAUUUAUAUCCGGGACAAUGAAAGUAUGCAUCACCCACCAACAAUUGGUGCCGACAGAUCUUUACCUAGCUCAGAUUAUGACUCGUUCUCACGUUCUGGAUUCAGUCACAGUGGAUUACUAUCCUUAUCACUGAGCUCUGGGAUUGGUUCACUAAGAGCGCGACGGCUCAAAGCUUAUCAGAACAAGAGAGCAGAAGAAGACAGAUGCAGUAUACCUUCAAAAACAAGUAGAGAGGAAGUAGAUGAACAAGUUUGAUACUGUUAUUGAAACUGGCCUGGCAACCGUAAGGAUAGAUUAAAGGGACACUAAGUAGAAUUUACCCCAUGUAGUGGUGAAAUUGUAUUUUGCAUUCAAACGAAUAGUGCUCUCUCGCGCCUCGCUUUUCCAAAUUCGUGUUGCAAGUACGGUAGCCGUUAUGUACUCACUGAUCUGCUUGUCCGUUUCAGCUAGUUCACGGGUUCUGAAUGAAAACGCGUUGUGGAAACGCGUCGGUAAGCUAGUGCUUUUUGUCCCUCUCUAUUUAAUAAAAUAACUCCGCUAUUUUAUUUGAUCAAUACGGCAGAACGACAUGGAAGCUUCCUUGGACUUACCCGUUCACUGUAAGUAAAGGGAAGAAAUUCCAAGCUUACAAAGAAAAGUCAGUUCACUGGCUGAGGUCAAUGGACACCAGUGUGUUUAUUUAUGAAUAAGGACAUUGAUUUUGAUGAAUAAAACACUUAAAAUCCUUACAGUCCAUUUAAAGAGAAAAAAAGGAAAAUUCUGUCAUUAUGAACUAUCCCUUUAAUGUGGCUUAAAGAGUUUUGAUCUGGGUCUAUCUGUGUGUUUUAAAGAUGUUUCUACACAAGAACUACAAUGGUUAUUGGAUAUGGUAAAAAUUUAGUAAUUAAAAAAAAUGUUAACAGCCUUUAUUUUUUUUUGCAUAUAAAUUUACAUUGUGAAUUUAUGCUUUGGUAAAGAUUAAUAUGUCAGUUUUACAAGUAUUGUGCUUCUGGUAUUUUUUUGUUUUGUUUGAUGUGUUACAUACUGUGUUGUAAAAAAGGGAUUUCAAUAUGGAAUAUUUUGGAUGUUAAUUUUAUCGAAUCAUGGCUUCAUGUUUGUGAAACAUUUACAUUUUUAUAAUUGUUGUUAUAAAAUGAAUGUUAUUGCAUUAUUUUUAUUUAUUUAUUUAUCACCUCCAGCCACUUCAGUGAUAAACCUUAAAUUGUAUUCUUAAAUAAAUAAAAUGAGGCUUUUAGACCCAAAAUUCCAGUUAUAUUCAUUUGAAGCUGCACAUCAACUUUUCACCCCUUACUCCUUAAGUUUUUUUUGUUGCUGUUACAAUAAGGUCACACGCAUACUUGCAAAACAGUGACACAAACCAGUUUAACUAGCUUUAUAUCUACAAGAAAACAUGAAUGUAUUCUGUCUGUCUUCUAACUUGUAACACUGUAAAAAUUCCUUGUUGCACUUACAUUUGAAAUUACAAAUAAUUUGUACACUUUCUUGACUGGUGAGGUGUUGUGUAAUCAAUAAUUAAAAAAUAAAGUGCUAAUACAACUUUAUUUUAUAAAUUAUAGGAACUCCUCACUAGUCAAGAAGCUGAAAUGAAUUGAUUGAAUUGAAAAGUUGAUUAAACUUUAACAUUUAAGUGCAACAAGGAAGAUGAAAUUCCCGAUCCUCUUUUGUUAAAAUAUUAUUCCUGUGU
Messenger RNA from Misgurnus anguillicaudatus (oriental weatherfish), 3920 nucleotides. RefSeq names its product GTPase IMAP family member 8-like. Gene Ontology annotation, molecular function: GTP binding. Lineage: Eukaryota; Metazoa; Chordata; Actinopteri; Cypriniformes; Cobitidae. The record is from RefSeq and is a predicted model, not a curated record.